UGCCGGCUGCGUCCCCAGGUGAGUCAGGUGGUGGCUUUGGCCCACCCACCUGUUCUGGUUCUGCCCGCCCCAGCCGGAAGCUUCAUCCAAGGACUGUGCACAGUUCCUACAGGUGCUUUCCUAGCCUGGAUCCUCCUCCCCAGGUACUCCUCUGAUUGAGGUGGUCCACCUGCAAUAAUCUCCGAUCCUAGCUGUUCCUCUGACAGGUACUUCCCCAAAUACUCCUCAGAUUUGGGUGUUGCUCCUCCAGACAUUCCUCUGACUCAGCUGCUCCUCCUACAGGACUCUGUGCUCCAGGGCUGCCUGGCAUCUGGGGGGUCUCCUUGGAGCUACGGCUCUUCUGGCAGAAGCUGAGGCUCACCGGUGUCUCCAGGCCCCUUCAUGAGUGAGGCAAACCAAACCACUGUGGGGCCCUCAGAGCUCUCCACAGCAUCAGCCAUCUCCCCUGGGCUGGGCACUGGGGCCCGGGCAUGGCCUGUGCUGGUGGGCGUCGUGCUGGGGGCUGUGGUCCUCUCUCUCCUCAUCGCGCUUGCUGCCAAGUGCCACCUCUGCCGCAAAUACCGUGCCAGCUACCAGCACCGCCCGCUGCCCGGGACCGGGAAGGGUGUCUGUCCGGAGGUGGGUGAAGAAGAUGACGAUGGCUUCAUCGAGGACAAUUACAUUCAGCCUGGGGCCGGCGGGCUGGGGACAGAGGGCAGCAGGGACCACUUUUCCUUCUGAGCCCCCAUCUUUGGUCACCCCCCACCCAUACCUGACAGCUGAAGGACAGUGGAUACCACAAGGGGACCGUGAGCCUCAGGGACGGAGGUGUCUAGGGCGUAAGGGCUCACCAGGGGUAGAGCAGUCCUCCCUUCCCUGACACUGCUGCUGCUCGGGUGACAAACUUUCUCUUGCUCAAUCACCCUCGAUGACUCCCUGCUGUACUCAGGACAGCUACCAAGGGCCGGGCUAGGGAAAUAAGGCCUCUGUCAGCCUCUUGGUUCCCUUUCUUGCCUUUCCCGACAUCACUCCCUACUAAACGAAUUAUUUGUUUUUCCUUCUCUCCUACUUGGUGUUUCUCCAUGCACUUUUUGGUCACACUCUCUCCCCGGCCUAUACUGCCCUUCUGUUCUUGCCAAUCCUCCAUGACUGUGAUGAAAGUCCCUGGUCCAUCGACUCCCUGUAGCCCGCCUACCUGCCAGCAUUUCAAAUGAGCCCGAUGAGAACAUUUUAGCAGGUGCCAAGCAGUGUGCCAACUUUCUUGUUGAAAAUUUUCCUUAUCAAUAAAGUGAGUCAUCUAAACGGUUACAGUA
Neofelis nebulosa (Clouded leopard) is the source of this 1292-nucleotide messenger RNA. RefSeq names its product chromosome 2 C1orf210 homolog (gene C2H1orf210). The record is from RefSeq and is a predicted model, not a curated record. Bases 382 to 720 code for a protein of 112 amino acids. The transcript is spliced from 4 exons. NCBI's taxonomy places the organism in Eukaryota, Metazoa, Chordata, Mammalia, Carnivora, Felidae.